Messenger RNA from Lodderomyces pseudojiufengensis, 1590 nucleotides. It is a transcript of the gene HGT19, whose product is annotated as Hgt19p. Lineage: Eukaryota; Fungi; Ascomycota; Pichiomycetes; Serinales; Debaryomycetaceae. Gene Ontology annotation, biological process: transmembrane transport. The record is from RefSeq and is a predicted model, not a curated record. The transcript is spliced from 8 exons. Gene Ontology annotation, molecular function: myo-inositol:proton symporter activity. The coding region runs from base 1 to 1590 and encodes 529 amino acids. Gene Ontology annotation, cellular component: membrane.
AUGAGUUUUGAAGAAAAACCAACAACUCAAGAUCCAGAAUCUGGAUUAUUUAAAAAUAAUUCAUCUUCUCAAUCAUCAUUUAAAAAAGAUCUUUUACCAGAUAAUUCAUCACAUGUAUCAGAAUCAGAGAGAGCAGAUGGUGAACAUGGAAAUAUUUUAUCUCAAUAUACUGAAAAACAAGUUAUGGUUAUGGGUAGAAAUUAUGCUUUAAAAUAUGGUUUAGAUCCUGAAAUAUUUGCUAAAGGUGCAGCUUUAGCAAGAGCUCCAAAUUCUUAUAAUUCAAUGCCAUUUUUAACUGAUGAAGAAAAACAAGGAUUAUAUUUAGAACAAACUAAAAAAUGGCAUCUUCCUAAAAAAUUGUUUGCAGUUAUUGCUGCUGGUGCUAUGGCUGCUGCAGUUCAAGGAAUGGACGAAAGUGUUAUAAAUGGUGCUACAUUAUUCUAUCCUACCGCUUUUAGAUUAAAAGAAAAAUUUCCAGAAAAUUAUGAUUUGAUGGAGGGACUUGUGAAUGGAGCUCCGUAUUUAUUUGCUUCGGUCGUUGGUGCCUGGACUACAGACUUUUGGAAUCGACACUUAGGAAGGAAAUGGACCAUUUUUUGGACUUGUGCUAUUUCUGCAGUUACUUGUGUUUGGUCUGGAUUUGUGAAUACAUACUGGCACCUUAUCAUUGCUAGAUUGUUUUUAGGUCUCGGUAUAGGUGUUAAGUCAGCAACUGUUCCUGUGUAUUGUAGUGAAUGUACACCAGCUCGGGUAAGGGGUUCACUCGUCUUAAUGUGGCAGCUCUGGACUGCGGCUGGUAUUAUGCUAGGGUACGUGGCGUGCUUGGCGUUCUACUACGUUCCCGACAAAAGCUUUGGUACUGGAUUGAAUUGGAGAUUAAUGCUUGGUUCAGCUUGUAUUCCAGCUUUUAUUAUACUUUUUCAAAUCCCCUUUGUCCCUGAAAGUCCUCGUUGGCUAAUGGGUAAAGGUAGACACAAGGAAGCUUACGAAAGUUUAUCAUCGCUAAGAUUUGAAAAUGUUGCAGCAGCAAGAGAUUUAUUUUAUCAAUUUGUUUUAUUACAAGAGGAAGAGGGUAAUUAUGAUGUUCCAACCUGGAAGAGAGUAAUCGAAAUGUUUACCAUUAGAAGAAAUAGAAAUGCGGCAAUUGGAUCUUGGAUUGUUAUGUUCAUGCAACAAUUUUGUGGAAUUAAUGUCAUUGCUUAUUAUUCGUCGUCAAUUUUUAUUGAAGCCGGGAUCAGUGUAAUCAAUGCUUUGGUGUAUGCUGUUUCCCGGCAAUAUUUACACUCGACCGCAUUCACUGCCUGUGGAGCCUUUGGCUUCUACGCAGCAUGGAAUUUGGUAGGCUUCUUUAUGGUAUUAUGGUUCUUACCUGAAACUAAACAAUUAACUUUAGAAGAGUUAGAUGAUGUCUUUGCUGUUCCUAUGUAUACCCAUGCUAUAUACAGAACUAGAACGUUUUUAAGGGGCUUCCAGGAACAUGUUUUAAGACGUAAAAACUUACCGGAAAUUCCACCUAUUUAUACUCAUCAAAGAAUGGCUGUUACUAAUCCAAGUUGGAAUGAAAAGACUGAAGUAGAUCAUAUCGAGUAA